GUCAGCAUCCGCAGCGCUUAUAAAAGGCGCUUUGCGCAUCCCUAAUCCGCUGUGACGUCACAGGGAGGGGCUCCGCUCUCAGCCCUGGACGGACGAACCGAACCGAACCGAACCGCAGCGAGCUUGACGGAGCGAGCGAGCGGGCACCGGCUGGGAAGAGGCGGCGGCGGGGAUGCAGACGGCCGCAGCCGGACCUCUCGUCAGCUGUGACACGCAGGGUUUCCACGUAGGUGAAAGGACUAUGUUUAAAGAAUUGGAGUCAAAUUACCCCAGUAAAAUGAGCCACAUAUACCCACAAGAGGGCGGUGGGGACGCGGUGGAGGAAAGCCCCGGUGCCGCCGCUUCGCAGAGGGCGAGGCAGAAUAAUGGGUCAGUGCCCGGAGAACCUCCUGUACGUCGACCCCGGAGGCCAUGUCAGAUGCUCAGUCAAGAUGGAGAGUUGAAUCCAGAUCAUCAUCAUCACCACCAUCUUCAACCUCCUUAUCAUCACCACCCACCUGCAGGCCGUGGUGGUCCACAACGGCAACGCCGGCGUCCGCCAUCCGUUCAAGGCCAAAGUCAGACCCAUUUUUCUGGCCCGAAUGCAGAGGAUGUUCUCUCUCGCGAAAGUCAAAACACGGAACCCCGUCCUGUCCAGCAGCUUCGGCCCGCUGUCACGCGUUACCGCCGUUGCGGCGACCCGAAUCCGAGGCUCAAAGGUCAAAGACAGAAGCCACUGAUCAAGGAAAUGCAGGAAUCCUCAUCGGUUUCAGACGACCGAGAAAGUCAGACGGAAAUGACAGUGCAGCAAAACACGACAGAUGGUCUUUCAAAGGAGCAAUCCCAGGACAGAGGAUCUCACCACCAGACUCCUGUUGCUGUGGUCAUCCCAACUCACCUCUCACCUGGACCACUACGUCUUGACUUCAAACCGGACCUCCAAGAAAGUUCUGCGGUCUGUGGGAAAGAAGUUCAGGAGAAUGAGGAAGUAGGACCUGCGGAGAAUGGCGCAGAUCAGCACGACCUACAGGUAGUUCAAGAUGGAAGAGAGCAAUGUGUCGACAAGGCGGUGGAAAAUCAGGAGGACGAGAUGGAUGGGGAAGUUCUCGAUGUUGAAGCUCAGGGGAGUGAAAUCACCGAUCUCUGCUCAGACACAGAAAGCGCCGCCUCACUUAGUAAUGACGGACCUCCGCCGCUCCAGUCCCCAACUCCGCCAUCAUCUCCUGAUGCGCCGCUUUUCCCGCAGCUGGACCACUUCGCCGAGGAAGCCAGCAUGAGCCCUUUGCCCGACAAUGACGCUCUGCCUGAAGAUGACGACGAAUGCUCCGAAUCGGCCCUGGAAUACUACCCCAAAACCUAUGCAGACUUUUAUACAGAGUCCCACCAAAAGUCUUACGUGGAGCCGAUUGAAAAUUCAGAGACAAAAUCCCAUCCCAAAUCUUUUCCCGAACCCCUAAAGACCUCCUAUUCCGAAGCACGCCGAGAACCUCGCAUGCAAUCUCGUCAGAAGUCCGAGCCAUACGAGGCCCAGCAGGGGUCCCACCGCGAGCCAUUUACCAGCCAUAGACAGGAGAAUGUCCAAAAAUCCUCCCCUACCAAGGGCUCCCAUCAUGCACCAAGGCGGGGCAAAGACCGAGGUUCCCGUCCCUCCCAAGUGGACAGCUCUGUCGGCUGCCGGCUGCACCACUAUGACGGUCAAUCUGACGGAGAGGGGGGCAGUGCGACACAAAGCCCCAUUCAGAAAAGCUCGAGGCAAGCAGAUACACAGACGAAACAUCCAUCGUCUUCGCUGGGCAGCACGACAGAGACCAAAGAUGAGGUUGGCGUCUCGGCCGAAGAAGGUACAAAGGUCCCGGGAGACGCCAUCAGCCUAGUAAUAAAAGACAUUUGGGAGGCCAUUGAGGAGGUUAAGACCAAGACCAUACGGUCCCCCUACACACCUGACCAGCCCGUGGAACCCAUUUGGGUAAUGAGACAAGAAAUUAGCCCGACAGAGGAAGUCGACCCACUGCAGAUGAUGCCGGGCCAUUCAGUGUCCAGGUCUCCAUCCCAACAUGCCUCAGUGUCAGAUCAGGAGUCUGGCAGUCCGUUGAAUGUCAAGUCCUCCGGAGCAAGCCACUCCCAACAAUAUCGCGAGCAUCAGCCCCAAGGCCGCCAGUCGCAUCAGAGAGAAAGCGUGCAGCCUAAUCAACCACAGCAACAGCAACAUCACCAACAGAAUGAGCAGCAUCUAGCUCAGCAGCCACGACAACAGGUUCAGCAGCCGCCUGGACAAGAGAUUCGCAGAUCUCUUCCUCAAUUUCCCACAUUUGUGGAUGUCCCGGGACCAUGUGACCCUGAUGACCUUAUUGACGGCAUCAUCUUUGCCGCAACUUACUUGGGAUGCACUCACCUGCUCUCAGAGAGGACACCCACAAAGAGCGCCCGCAUGCAACAGGCACAAGAAGCCAUGAACAGAGUGCGGGCAGCUCAGAAGCAGGUAAAGGACAAGAAGAAAAGUCCUGACAGUGAGACUCCAUGUACUGCCGAAGUGGAUCUUUUCAUGUCCACGCAAAGAAUCAAAGUCCUCAAUGCAGAUACUCAGGAGUCUUUAAUGGAUUUGCCGUUGAGGACCAUCUCCUACAUUGCCGACAUUGGCAACAUGGUGGUCCUGAUGGCCCGAGGCAAGAUGGUCCGGUCCCGCGGCGUGCUGGAAAACUUGGAGUACGCAGCUGAGCAUACCAAUGGUGACCGACGGCUCUACAGGAUGAUCUGUCACGUCUUUGAGUCUGAAGAUGCCCAGCUUAUUGCUCAGUCCAUCGGACAGUCAUUCAGUGUGGCCUAUCAGGAGUUCCUCAGGGCCAAUGGCAUCGACCCCGAGGAUCUGAGUCAGAGGGAGUACAGUGACCUACUCAACACUCAGGACAUGUACAAUGAUGACCUCAUCCACUUCUCCAAGUCUGAGAACUGUAGAGACGUUUACAUUGAGAAGCAGAAGGGGGAGAUCCUGGGGGUGGUGAUUGUGGAAUCUGGCUGGGGGUCCAUCCUCCCGACCGUCAUCAUCGCCAAUAUGAUGCACGCAGGCCCUGCAGAGAAGUCCGGUCGGCUUAACAUUGGUGACCAGAUCAUGACUGUCAACGGUACCAGCCUGGUGGGUUUACCUCUCAGCACCUGCCAGAGCAUCAUCAAGGGGCUGAAAUCUCAGUGCAGGAUCAAGAUGAACGUUGUUCGGUGUCCGCCCGUUACCAUGGUCCUCAUUCGCAGGCCGGACCUCAGAUAUCAACUGGGUUUUAGUGUCCAGAAUGGCAUUAUCUGUAGCCUAAUGAGGGGCGGAAUCGCAGAGAGGGGCGGCGUGCGCGUCGGCCAUCGCAUCAUUGAAAUCAACGGUCAGAGUGUCGUGGCGACACCUCAUGAGAGGAUUGUACAGAUUCUGUCAAACGCCAUGGGAGAGAUCCACAUGAAGACGAUGCCUGCCGCCAUGUACCGCCUGCUUACAGCACAGGAGCAACCCGUCUACAUAUGAACACACCUUCACACGCCGCUUCUCCUCCGUCUUCAUCCGGCUUUCACUCCUUUAAAUAGCUUUGCACCUCUUCGCAACCUGUUGGACAUCACGCUAAUUGCCUUAAUCUGUACAGUGCCCAACAACAUGGACAUCAACAGCGUAACGCGUUUGUUUAUUUAAUAUUCAGUUGAGCCAAGCGCUCCCGUGAUGUGGUGCAGUAUGUCGGACCAAAGAUAUAAUCAACGGUCUUAUUGUGCACAUGUCGGGCGGCAAACAGAGUAAAUGUUAUUUUUGGUUGAAUAGCUGUAAUAGCUGAAUGUACACUGCAUAAUGUUGGACCUCAAUAUAGUCAGGGCAAACCAAAUGUUAAACAAGCAUGUUCAUUUUUGCGAUAUAAACUGAAGGCAAAAACACACACACAUACAUACACACACACAAAACCGGGGUUUGUAUUUGAUAUCCAAGUGGAUGCAGUCACUAUUUUAAGAUAUCAAUUCAGUCAGAUUGACUCCAUAAACUAGUAUCUGGACUCAGAUUCAUGCUACUUGGGAGUAUUAAAGACUCCUUUGACAGUGAACACAAACACUCCUCUCGUAACAAAAACCAAAACAUUGUCAUACAUAUUUAACGUAAACAAAAUAUUUAUUUGAAAUCCCCCAGUGUUGACAACAAAACUAAAAAAAAAACAAAAAGACAUUUAAAAGAAACUAACAAGCCACCAUGAUUGUCUUCACCCCAUCCCAUCGAUUGAUUUGACUUGAGAGAAUAAACUUCACAUCAACAUCAUUUGUCCGAAGCUUGACGACAGAAUAUAAAUGUUGUUCCCAGAAAUCAGACCCAAAUGUCACUUUGACUCAAGAUGGUCAAAUCUACAUUCCAGCAUACAGUACUUAAUCCACUGGCACCAGAAAAAAAAAAAGCAAACUCCCCCCC
Messenger RNA from Hippocampus zosterae (dwarf seahorse), 4396 nucleotides. Its product is annotated as amyloid-beta A4 precursor protein-binding family A member 1-like. The record is from RefSeq and is a predicted model, not a curated record. The transcript is spliced from 13 exons. Gene Ontology annotation, molecular function: amyloid-beta binding; protein binding. Gene Ontology annotation, cellular component: cytoplasm; dendritic spine; plasma membrane. Lineage: Eukaryota; Metazoa; Chordata; Actinopteri; Syngnathiformes; Syngnathidae. Bases 173 to 3481 code for a protein of 1102 amino acids. Gene Ontology annotation, biological process: chemical synaptic transmission.